UUUCUUGUAUACUUAUCAGAAAUUGGACGUGAUAAGUAUGAGCCUGCAUCUACCAAUGAGCAUGGAGCCAAAACGAAAAAGGGCAAGAAAGAGAAGGAUAUGGAAGAACUGAAAAAGGAGGUUUCUCUGGAUGAUCACAAACUCAGCCUUGAUGAACUUCAUCGGAAAUACGGAACAGACCUCAGCCGGGGUCUAACGACUCAGCGGGCUGCAGAAAUCUUGGCUCGUGAUGGCCCCAAUGCUCUCACUCCCCCUCCCACAACUCCAGAAUGGGUCAAAUUCUGUCGACAGCUUUUUGGGGGCUUCUCCCUCCUGCUUUGGAUUGGAGCUAUUCUUUGCUUUCUGGCGUAUGGUAUUCAAGCAGUAACUGAAGAGGAACCAAACAAUGACAAUUUGUACCUGGGCGUUGUGCUGUCUGCUGUUGUCAUCAUAACUGGUUGCUUCUCCUACUACCAAGAAGCGAAGAGUUCGAAGAUCAUGGAAUCCUUCAAAAACAUGGUGCCUCAGCAAGCUCUGGUGAUCCGAAAUGGGGAGAAGUUGAGCAUCAAUGCCGAAGGGGUGGUUGUUGGAGACUUGGUGGAAGUGAAGGGAGGAGACAGAAUCCCAGCUGAUCUAAGGAUCAUUUCAGCCCAUGGAUGUAAGGUUGACAACUCUUCUCUUACGGGUGAAUCCGAGCCCCAGACGAGAUCACCAGACUUCACAAACGAGAACCCUCUUGAGACAAGGAACAUUGCUUUUUUCUCUACCAAUUGUGUUGAAGGUACAGCCCGUGGUGUCGUCAUUAACACUGGGGAUCGUACAGUCAUGGGCCGCAUUGCGACCCUGGCCUCCGGACUGGAAGGGGGACGGACACCCAUUGCUGUGGAAAUUGGGCACUUUAUCCAUAUAAUCACGGGUGUAGCUGUGUUCCUUGGUGUUUCCUUCUUCAUCCUUUCACUGAUCCUUCAAUACACAUGGCUGGAAGCUGUUAUCUUUCUUAUCGGCAUCAUUGUCGCCAAUGUCCCCGAGGGACUUCUGGCUACAGUCACAGUAUGUCUGACACUAACAGCCAAGCGCAUGGCUCGUAAGAAUUGUCUUGUAAAGAACUUGGAAGCUGUGGAAACUCUUGGUUCUACCUCCACCAUCUGCUCUGACAAAACCGGCACCCUGACUCAAAACCGCAUGACGGUUGCUCACAUGUGGUUCGAUAACCAGAUCCAUGAAGCUGACACUACAGAAAACCAGAGCGGUGCUUCCUUUGACAAGACCUCUCCUACAUGGACUGCUCUGGCCAGGAUUGCCGGACUCUGCAACCGUGCGGUGUUUCAAGCCAACCAAGAAAAUGUUCCCAUUUUGAAGAGGACGGUAGCAGGGGAUGCCUCUGAAUCUGCACUACUGAAAUCUAUUGAACUCUGUUGCGGGUCUGUCAAGGAACAGAGAGAGAAGAACCCCAAGGUGGUGGAGAUACCUUUCAACUCUACCAACAAAUAUCAACUGUCCAUCCACAAGAAUGCAAACCCAUCAGAAUCACGGUACCUGCUUGUGAUGAAAGGAGCCCCCGAGAGAAUCCUGGACCGUUGCAGCAAGAUCCUGAUCCAAGGGAAAGAGCAGCCCUUGGAUGAAGAGGCUAAAGAUGCAUUUCAGAAUGCCUACCUGGAAUUAGGAGGCCUGGGAGAGAGAGUCCUGGGCUUUUGCCACCUGGCCUUGCCAGAUGAGCAGUUCCCUGACGACUUCCAGUUUGACACUGACGAAAUUAACUUUCCCGUGGAGAACCUGUGUUUCGUUGGGUUGAUUUCCAUGAUUGACCCUCCUCGUGCUGCUGUGCCUGAUGCUGUUGGCAAAUGCAGGAGUGCUGGAAUAAAGGUCAUUAUGGUGACAGGAGAUCACCCGAUCACAGCUAAAGCUAUUGCAAAGGGAGUUGGUAUCAUCUCUGAGGGCAAUGAAACUGUGGAGGAUAUUGCUCUUCGCCUUAACAUCCCUGUCAGCCAAGUGAAUCCCAGGGACGCCAAAGCCUGUGUGAUUCAUGGCUCUGACUUGAAGGACAUGACCAGUGAGCAGCUAGAUGACAUUCUGAGGUUCCAUACAGAAAUCGUCUUUGCCAGAACUUCUCCUCAGCAGAAGCUUAUCAUUGUGGAAGGCUGCCAGCGGCAGGGGGCUAUCGUAGCUGUCACGGGUGAUGGUGUGAACGAUUCCCCCGCUUUGAAAAAGGCCGACAUUGGGGUUGCUAUGGGCAUUGCCGGAUCCGAUGUCUCCAAGCAGGCAGCUGACAUGAUUCUGCUGGACGAUAACUUUGCUUCUAUUGUCACGGGGGUUGAAGAAGGCCGCCUAAUUUUUGAUAACCUGAAGAAAUCAAUUGCUUACACCUUGACCAGUAACAUCCCUGAGAUCACGCCUUUCCUCAUCUUCAUCAUUGCCAACGUCCCCCUUCCGCUGGGGACCGUUACCAUCUUAUGCAUUGACUUGGGUACUGAUAUGGUUCCUGCAAUCUCACUGGCGUACGAACAAGCAGAAAGCGACAUCAUGAAAAGACAGCCCAGAAAUCCCAAGACAGACAAGUUGGUAAACGAAAGGCUGAUCAGCAUGGCUUACGGUCAAAUUGGAAUGAUCCAAGCCUUGGGAGGUUUCUUCACCUAUUUUGUAAUCCUUGCGGAGAAUGGCUUCCUGCCGUCAUCUUUGUUGGGGAUUCGAGUGUCCUGGGAUGACCGGUGGAUUAACGAUGUGGAGGACAGCUAUGGGCAGCAGUGGACGUACGAACAAAGAAAAAUUGUGGAAUUCACUUGUCAUACAGCCUUCUUUGUCAGCAUUGUGGUGGUGCAGUGGGCAGACUUGGUUAUCUGUAAGACUAGGAGGAAUUCUGUCUUCCAGCAAGGAAUGAAGAACAAGAUUUUAAUAUUUGGGCUCUUUGAAGAGACUGCUCUGGCUGCCUUCCUCUCUUACUGCCCUGGAAUGGAUGUUGCUUUAAGAAUGUAUCCUCUCAAACCAACGUGGUGGUUCUGUGCCUUCCCCUACUCUCUCCUCAUCUUUGUGUAUGAUGAAGUAAGGAAACUUAUCCUUAGACGCAGCCCUGGAGGCUGGGUGGAGAAGGAGACCUACUACUAAAAUCCUGCUGGACCAGCUUUGGGUGCCCUCUUGAACCUCUUCCGCUGCCUGAGCUUUUGGAACGCCAGAUGGGAACCCGAGGAUAAGGCGAGAAACGCAGUGGAGAGGGAGAGCCAUGUGGUCUCAGACAUAGUCCAGGAUGUCGGGAUGGAAGGAAGAGGGGUAGUUUUUAAUGUGCCUUUCUGUUUGUUUCGUUUUUUUAAAAAAAGAAAAAGUAACAAGAUUUUAUAUCUGGACUUUUACAAAUAAAGGUGGAUCGUAAGAGUAUUA
This is a messenger RNA of Pogona vitticeps (central bearded dragon), 3348 nucleotides long. NCBI's taxonomy places the organism in Eukaryota, Metazoa, Chordata, Lepidosauria, Squamata, Agamidae. The record is from RefSeq and is a predicted model, not a curated record.